AAAAAGCAGCCCACAAUUCUUCAUCACUUCCAAAAUCCCUUUUCCUAUUUAAAGCAAAAGGCACCUCACACCUUUCUCUCCCUCCCUCCUUCCUUCAACCUCCCCAUUUCCAGCCAAAAUCCCCAUCAAUUCAAUCCCCAUUUCCCCAAAAUCCCCAAAUCAACCCUCAUGAAACCCUAAUUGAACCCCCAAAUCGCACUCCCCAAUGCUCCAACUCACCCUCCUCGCCCUCCUCCUCCUCCUCCCCCGCUCCCUCGCCGGCCUCCUCUCCGAGCCGGCCAAGCCCUCCGACUCCAACACCGUCCCCGCCUUCCCCGCCCAGACCGCCGCCCAGACCUGCCGCCUCGACCUCUCCGCCGAGCUCUUCGGCGGCGUCGGCGCCGCCUGCGGCCGCACCCUCGACCGCAGCCGCUGCUGCCCCGUCCUCGCCGCCUGGCUCUUCGCCGCCCACGCCCGGUCCGCGCUCCAGAUCCCCGCCGCGCCGCCGCCGCUCUCCUCCGACCUCCCGAUGAUGCCCGACGACUCGCAGAGGUGCGUCGACACGCUCCAGUCCUCCCUCGCCGCGCGCGACAUCCGCCUCCCCCAGGCCAACGCCUCGUGCGACGCCGUUUUGUGCUUCUGCGGGAUCCGCCUCCACCAGAUCACCUCGCUCAGCUGCCCCGCCGCGUUCAACGUCACCGGAAACUACAAAAACGCGACUCCGACCGCCGCCGUGAGGAAUCUCGAGCGGAAUUGCAGAAAUUCGUCGUAUUCCGGCUGCACGAAGUGCCUCGGCGCGCUGGAGAAGGUGACCGGUGGCAAAAACGGAACAAGUGGAGGAGGUGACGGCGAUCGCGCGAGCAGAAUGCUGAGCCGGGACUGCCGGCUGAUGGGGCUGACGUGGCUGCUGGCCCGCAACAAGACGGCUUACAUUCCCACCGUCUCCGCCGUAUUGCGCGCCAUAAUGUACAGCGCGCACCCUCCGCACGAGAACACCUGCUCCCCGGACCAGGAGAACAUGCCCCUCGCCGUGGACUCUCUGCAGUUCGACAAAUAUAACUCCUCGUCGUCGUCUCCGGUGGCCUUUUUUCUUCUUCUUCCGAUUUUACCCCUGAUAAUUUUUUCCUUACUUUUCAUGUAGCAUAAUUGCAUUGGCUGGGUAUUUUGUCAUGAAUUAUUGGCUGUAUACACCUGAUCUCUUUACGCUGUCUCUGAAAUUAGUGGGGGUUCACGUGUAGCAAGUUGACAAAAUGGGAGUGGGGUCAUUUUUGUCAUUUUGUAUCACUGUAAAUUUUCAGACAUUUUGGUUCGAUUGAUAUGUAGUAGUACGAGAAGGUCUUACUUCACGGUUUUACCAUAUAAAGUCGCGUGCUAAUUACGAUA
Molecule: messenger RNA, 1362 nt
Organism: Salvia hispanica
Lineage: Eukaryota; Viridiplantae; Streptophyta; Magnoliopsida; Lamiales; Lamiaceae
Product: putative GPI-anchored protein At4g28100
Source: RefSeq, a predicted model, not a curated record